AAUCCAUCGCGUAGCUUUCGUGUCUUCCUCUACACUCGUGCUCGCGUCUGUCCCCAUUCUCGGUACAGCGGAUUCACGCGCGAAUCAACGGCUACGAGCUUAUCUUGUAUCCCUAGCAACCAGCGACGCGUAAAGUGAGGAGUCAGCAAAAAUGAUGACGGGUGGGCGUCCGACGACGAUGGCGAACAGAUGAUCGUUGACACUCGAGUGUGUGACUGUUCACGUCGACAUGGACGAGAGCCUGGAACGUUGCGUUAAAUCCCUGGAGGAGAACACCGAGGAUGUGCGUGACGAAGCACGGCGCGCGCUGCUGAAUAUCUGCCAGAAUGUAUUAAGGUCGCCGGGCAAUUACAGGUCCCGUGAGCUGCGCCUCGACGAUGAAGUCGUCAUCGAGAAGCUUCUGCCAGCUGUCGGUGCUAUGGAGUGCCUGUUUGACGUCGGCUACGUCGAGGAUGGAGAACGGAUAUUUUUACCACGAAACACGUCCCUUUUGAAGCUGCAGAGCUUAUCGAGGCUACUAUCCACUACAAUAGGGAACAGCCCGAUAACCGAUGACAUCAACAAGAGCUCUACUGUACAGAAGGCAUUCUUCGACAGAAUUGUGGGACAUUUCCGCGAUGUUAUGUACUAUGAAAAUCCGAAUUUACAAAGAAAGGCCAAGAAAGUUGUGCCUAUUGUACAAUUAGAAAUUGCAACGAUGACGAAGAUAAGGGAACUACAAAAAUCCUUAAAGUCAAGCAAUGCAGCUGAAAUUACUUCUUCGCAAUUCGAGAUGGAAUUGAUGGCUAAAGAUUUAUUCUUGGUCGAGCUUUUGCGCUGGUUCAAGUAUGAAUUUUUCGAAUGGGUCAAUAGCCCGAUGUGUCCGACGUGCACCACUGAAUGUACAUACGAAAAUGUGAUACGAUCUACGAAUCCUCAUUGCUCAAGGAUAGAGAUACACAGAUGUCAAAAGUGCAAUAUAGUUGUCGAAUUUCCUCGUUAUACGCAUCCAGAACCACUGCUGACCCUGAGACGCGGUCGCUGCGGAGAAUGGGCUAAUGUCUUCACCCUUUUGUGUCGAUCGUUAGGCUACGACGCUCGAUUUAUUUGUGAUGAGACGGAUCAUAUCUGGACAGAGAUAUGGUCAGCGUCGAGCAAGAGAUGGGUUCACGUAGAUCCGUGUGAAAACGUCAUAGAUAAGCCGUUAAUGUACGAAAAAGGAUGGCAGAAGAAGCUGUCGUAUAUAAUAGCUUAUUCCAAGGACGAAGUGCAAGACGUCACGUGGCGUUACACGCGAGACCAAGAAGCCGUCAUGAAACGACGAAAAAUUUGCACCGAACAGAGUUUAAUACAUUUGCUCCAAUCGUUGACUGACCAGCGGCAAAAUUCCGCUGGUUACAGUUGCGCGCGUAGAAAGUACGUAGUCAAACGGAAAGUGUUGGAGCUUGCCGAUAUGUUAUAUGUUCCAAAUUUGCGAAACAAGACCGCUGACGAUGAGAUCUACGAAGGGCGAACCUCGGGAUCUCUUAUGUGGAAAUUGGCACGAGGUGAAAUUACACAGGCCAACAUGGGAAAGAGCUACAUUUGGGACAUUUCCAAAUACGGACAAGCGUUCGAACUGCAAUAUAACAUCGUUAAAGAUCUAUACCAUAUUGUGCAAAAUAACGAUACUGUUUUGGAGCAAAAAUCUGGUUGGCUGGAAGGGAUGAACGCUACAGAAGGUGGGAUCUUUCGUAAAGUGGAGAACGAUUGGAAGAUGGUUUAUUUAGCGCGAUCACCGGAGGCGGAAUACGGACGUGUUAAAUGGACCUUCGAGAUCGCGGAUUCCAAAAUGUGUUUAGAAACAUUUACUCUGACAGCUAAGACGGAGGUGUUUCAAGGUGCCAAAGUAUCCUGUGAGAUCGAAGCUGUUUUUGACAACAAGGCAAUUGUUAUAGCUGUUCCUAACUGCGAUAGUUUCCACACAGAGGAAGUGAGAAAUGCGGUGCGAUUGAACUUGAUCGUGACGUUGUGCGGCGGACAAGGUGCGGAAGCCUGGCAACACGCUCAACUCUUUCGGCAAAGUUUGGAUAACACCGAGGAACCGUCGAUGAUAAUUAAUAUUCAAUUGAAAAAUCAUUGUGUAUGAUUCUGAGUCUAUUCACUCUCAUUUUAUCGUUCCUUUCGUAGAUGAAAUUAUUUAUGUGAUCUUUCACAAUGAGAUUUACGUUAUAUAAAAUAUAUUAUUGUUUUACAUAUUAUUUGUCGUGUUUCAUAAAAAUAAGUAGUUGGUAUAUAAUGGUAAUUAAUCAAAUCAAUGUCAAACGUCUGCAUAAAUAAUAUAUAUUAUAAUGAGUAUAGGAGCAAGA
Molecule: messenger RNA, 2327 nt
Organism: Solenopsis invicta (red fire ant)
Lineage: Eukaryota; Metazoa; Arthropoda; Insecta; Hymenoptera; Formicidae
Gene: Pngl
Product: peptide-N(4)-(N-acetyl-beta-glucosaminyl)asparagine amidase
Exons: 6
Coding region: 230-2107 (625 amino acids)
Biological process (GO): protein deglycosylation; protein quality control for misfolded or incompletely synthesized proteins; glycoprotein catabolic process
Cellular component (GO): cytoplasm; nucleus; cytosol
Molecular function (GO): peptide-N4-(N-acetyl-beta-glucosaminyl)asparagine amidase activity
Source: RefSeq, a predicted model, not a curated record